CCCGUCCUGGACCCUAAUUUGAACGUGGCUGGUUCCAAAGUCUGAACUUUCCUUGGAGAGUGGGUGACUCCCAAGAGAAGUUAGAUUCUGGACACCCAUGUCUAAGGCUUGCCUGGAUUUUGACUCACCAGAGGUGGAGGGAGGCCAGGCCAGAGGCUUCGAGAAGCCCCAGCGAGGGGCUCUGGGGCCCACAGUCCGGCUCAGAGGAUGAGGGUAUUGAGGGUAUCCCUUGCAGUGGCCAGAGCUCCCCUGGGAACAAAGGGGCCGGGCCUCAGGGCCUCUGGUUUCCAGGGCAGUUGCUUCCAGCAUACCAAGGACGCUUGGCGGGCCCUGGGCCCGGUUCUGCCAGGCUGGCAGGAGAGCAGGGGCAUUUCUAGGAGGGCCUGACUUUCUCCAUCUUCCCGUUCCCACGCCCUGGCUUUGCCCUCUUUGGGGGUGGGGUUGGGUGACAGGGAGUGGCCUGCCUUCAACACAUUCCCCUCCCGGGUGUCCAGGUUGCACCUUGUAAAUCGGAUUCCUGCUUUUUAGGGGAUUUAUAGCAUCGCAAUGAUGCUUCAGUUCCUUCUGAUUUAUUGGCAAAGACAGCAGCUUCCAAUCCUGGCCUAACAGUUUUUGGGGGUGCUGGUGGUUCAGGGAUGUGAGGGGAAGAAACUUAAAAUGGUUUCCUCCUUGAAAGAUGCUCAUCUCUAAAGAAAACCUUGGGUGAAUUGUUUUUGGAACGGGAAUCUUAAGAGUUAAGGGAAAGCUUCCAUUUCAAGCUUCCAUCUCCUGUCUUGGUGAGGACCAAAGGGCGUUGCAUGUAGUUGAAGAGGGAGUUAGGUCAGGGAGGAGGAUUUGAGCAUACCGCCUGGCUGGAAUACUGGCUCUAAGCUUGGAGAAGUUAUCUAACCGUGUAGAACCUCAGUUUCCUUAUCUGUAAAAUGGGACUAUGACCCCACAGGGUUACUGUGAGUGCUAGAUGAGCUGAUGCCUGGAAAGGGAGCAUAUGACUGGGAGAAACAUCACGAGUGCCCAGAAGUACUUGCUUUCCUUCGUGUUAUUUCGCCCAUAGUGCUCAGAACAGCACCUGGCUCAUGCUAGAUAAUAACAUGCUUGUGAAUAAAUACAAAGGAAAUAUGGCUGAAUGAAACAGCACUGCCGCUAAAGAAUGGACUCCAGAAUAAUUUAAAAAUAUUACUAUGCAUGAAUAUUGGUGAUUUUCCAUACCUGUUCUCUAAAGAUGUUCACAUUUGUCUUGGGGCCCUUGGGCAGGGCAGGCCUGCACUCUGCAUGGGCUGGGGGAGGGUCACAUAUAAAGCUGAGAAGCUCUUCUCGGUGGGUCCUCCAAGCAACCCAGCUGAUGGAGAAAGCGUCUUCUGCUGUCACAGGGUGAGGCAGUGUGGGAUGGGUGCAUUUGUCGGCUCACACGGGAGGUUCCCAAGAACCUCUGACUGUGCCUUUCCCCUAUUUACUGCCACCUGCUUCCUCUAAGUACCAAGUAGGGUUUCACACUUAAAACAGGACUCCCAGGACCGCCGCCAGCCCACUGCCGUCACCCCAGCCUCUGUGCCCAUCCCUAAGCUUCAGCAUGUUUCUUCCCCACUAAACUGAUGGUAAAAGAGCCACAGCGCCGGCACAAGUGUCUGAUCCAGAGCGACUCGAGUCUCUCCUACUUCUUACCUGCUUACCAUGCCCAUUGGUGCAGUCUCUGAGCCUUAGUUUCAUCAUCUGAACAAUGGGAAUGAGGACCCUGACCUUCCAGCAGGGGCUCUCAGGAAAACAGACUCUCUCCCUGGUGUGGAGAGCUGGGUGAGUGAGCUGAACCUGACAGCACUCAUUUGGGAAAUGAGGACCCACUCGUCCCGCCCCCAAGGGGGAUUGUGCCCAAUAGUGAACGUGGGAAGAAUACUCACAAGGCGCAGGCCUUCACCCAACCUCCACGAGCCCCGUAGUUCAACCAGACCAGACAGCAAAGGGAAGAAGCAUGCUCUAAAUCUCAGAAGUCAUCUGAACGUCGCCCUCUAACAUCCGGUGCCUCCCACACUGAUUCACAAAUGAGCAGGGGACGUUAAUUGUGUGCAUGUCUGAAGGCCAUAAAAGGGUAACCUGGAGGAACAGUAAGUCAGAUCUCCUUGGAGGGAAGGAGUGUGGGCUCUGGGGAACCUGCUGGAUGAGGGUUAAGCCAGGCAUGUGAGUUCGGGCAGGUUUCUCCUCCUCUCUGUCCCUCAGCUUUCUUGCCUGUGAAAUGGAACCAAUUCUGGCUUCCACGUAAAGUUCUUGUGGAGCACUGAUGAGCCAAGGUAGGUAAACUGCUUAGCGCUCAGGAAAUACUCAUUGGAUACUCACCAAAACAACGCUGCGACCUUGGUGCUUUGACUUAGGGUUUGCAAAGAGCGUGAGGGUCAGGGAUGCUCCCUGGUCCACUUUUGCUUUGAGUUUCAGGUAGCCGCUCUCCUCUCUCUGUGUGUGUGGAAGAGGACCCUCGCUUCCUUUCUGUCCCUUCCUCCCGGGCUUCAGCGGGUGGGCUGCCUCCACUGAGCCGCCGCUUCCACCUGGAGAUCUGGGUCUGCUGGCCACGGGACUGCCGCACAGGCUGUGACCGCCGGCGAGGCCUGGAGAGCCGGCGGCUGCGGACUGCCCGGCGCGGAACAGCACCCCUUUGGGGAUCCUCCCAACCCAGGGAUUGAACCUUGCAUCUCCUGAAUUGGCAGGCGGAUUCUUUACCACUAGCACCACCUGGGGAGCACCCCCUUCAUCAGUGGCCAAGAGAAAAUCCUGGAGGCCACUGGGGCCUGGGAAGGGGUGUUUCUCAGCAGCCCCUGGACCCUGUCUGCUCUGGGCCAGCUGCCUCUGAGGGAGUCCAAGACCCCCAAGAGUCCUCCACUGGAAUAAGCUGGUCACCUGCAUCUGUAAAUUGGGUGGGGAGCACAGGAAGGGCUUGAUGCCAUUGUCCACCUUCCCCAGCCCGGUGGCCAGAGGUUGCUAGCAGCCCACCCACUCAAGACCUCACAUGCUGGAGAAGCAGCCCCAUGAAGGUGCCCAGCCAUGCAAUGUUCCUGGAAGGCCGUCCUCCUCCUUGCCCUGGCCUCCAUCGCCAUUCAGUACACGGCCAUCCGCACCUUCACGGCCAAGUCCUUCCACACCUGCCCGGGCCUGGCGGAGGCCGGGCUGGCCGAGCGGCUGUGCGAGGAGGGCCCCACGUUCGCCUAUAACCUCUCGCGCAAGACCCACAUCCUUAUCCUGGCCACCACGCGCAGCGGCUCCUCCUUCGUGGGCCAGCUCUUCAACCAGCACCUGGAUGUCUUCUACCUGUUCGAGCCUCUCUACCACGUGCAGAACACGCUCAUCCCCCGCUUCACGCAGGGCAAGAGCCCCGCCGACCGCCGGGUCAUGCUGGGCGCCAGCCGGGACCUCCUGAGGAGCCUCUACGACUGCGACCUCUACUUCCUGGAGAACUACAUCAAGCCGCCGCCCGUCAACCACACCACGGACAGGAUCUUCCGCCGCGGGGCCAGCCGCGUGCUGUGCUCCCGGCCGGUGUGCGACGCCCCGGGCUCGGGGGACCUGGUGCUGGAGGAGGGGGACUGCGUGCGCAGGUGCGGCCUGUUGAACCUGACGGUGGCCGCAGAGGCCUGCCGCGAGCGCAGCCACGUGGCCAUCAAGACGGUGCGCGUGCCCGAGGUCAACGACCUGCGGGCCCUGGUGGAAGACCCCCGCCUAAACCUCAAGGUCAUCCAGCUGGUCCGGGACCCCCGGGGCAUCCUGGCCUCCCGCAGCGAGACCUUCCGCGACACCUACCGCCUCUGGCGGCUCUGGUACGGCACCGGGCGGAAGCCCUACAACCUGGACGUGACGCAGCUGACCACGGUGUGCGAGGACUUCUCCAACUCCGUGUCCACCGGCCUCAUGCGGCCCCCGUGGCUCAAGGGCAAGUACAUGCUGGUGCGCUACGAGGACCUGGCCAGGAACCCCAUGAAGAAGACCGAGGAGAUCUACGGGUUCCUGGGCAUCCCCCUGGACAGCCACGUGGCGCGCUGGAUCCAGAACAACACGCGGGGAGACCCCGCCCUGGGCAAGCACAAGUACGGCACGGUGCGCAACUCGGCGGCCACGGCCGAGAAGUGGCGCUUCCGCCUCUCCUACGACAUCGUGGCCUUCGCCCAGAACGCCUGCCAGCGCGUGCUGGCGCAGCUGGGCUACAAGAUGGCCAGCUCGGAGGAGGAGCUCAAGAACCCCUCCAUCAGCCUGGUGGAGGAGCGGGACUUCCGCCCUUUCUCGUGACCGGGGCUCCCUGGGCGGGGGCAGGGGGCACACGGUGUCGGUUUUGAUAACAUGGACCGUUUUUAACUGUUGCCUUAUUUCCCCCUUCCCUCUCCCACCCCGUCUUUUGUGUCUUACCUGCCUCCUGUCCGCCCCGCCCCCCAACUUCCACCUGCCUCUCUUUGUCUCCGAAAUUUGCACUAUGUCUUGGACAGGAAUCCCUGGGGCAGAGGGGGCGGUGAAGUGGGGUCCAGCCCCCACCCCACCCCGUUCAGACACUCCGGUGUGUGUCUCUGGUGGAUGGUGACAAUGUUUACAAGCACCACACUUACACAUUCACAUACGCACGUGCACACACACACACACACACACACACACACACACACACACACACACACACACACGGGCGCCUGAGAGGAGAGACUCCCCAACCACACAACUUCUGAGGUUUUUUGAAUGGACGAGUGGUCAGGGUAUGGUAGUUUUUGCACUGUCUUACUUCAACAAGGUAAGAGGUUAAAAACAAAAAGACCACCUCUCUCUAAUUUAUGAAUGGUGUUUAUCCCUCCCCAUCCUGCUUCUGCCCCCCAAUACCCACUGCCCCCCACUCCAUGGAGCAGAGAAAACUGCCCCUUCCUGCCCACCCUUGCCUGUCAGUGAGCAGGUUUUUACUGUGAGGUGAAUGUGGACCUUGUUUAUUUCUUCCAGUCUGUGGCAACGCUGUCUGUCUGUCUGUCUGAGUCUUGUGGCUGCCCCUUGACCAGUGAUGGCUGAUAAAUAUUAUGGUUUUCUGAUUGAUCUUGGGGUCCAUCUGUGAUAUUUCUUUGUGCCAAAAAGAAAAAAAAAAAACAGUGGUUCAGUUUGCUAAAUGAACAUUGAAAUGCUUUAUCUGUGUUUUCUGUAAAUAAAAGAGUGCAAUAAUG
This is a messenger RNA of Dama dama (fallow deer), 5162 nucleotides long. It is a transcript of the gene CHST1, whose product is annotated as carbohydrate sulfotransferase 1. Lineage: Eukaryota; Metazoa; Chordata; Mammalia; Artiodactyla; Cervidae. The record is from RefSeq and is a predicted model, not a curated record. Gene Ontology annotation, molecular function: N-acetylglucosamine 6-O-sulfotransferase activity; keratan sulfotransferase activity. Bases 3025 to 4260 code for a protein of 411 amino acids. Gene Ontology annotation, biological process: carbohydrate metabolic process; N-acetylglucosamine metabolic process; keratan sulfate proteoglycan metabolic process. The transcript has 4 exons. Gene Ontology annotation, cellular component: Golgi membrane.